AUUGGCAGUCUCACCGACUUUUAGUUCAUUUUGAUUUUCAAAAACUAAAUUUUGUUUAUUUUUCAUGUACACAAAACAAUUUUAGCACGUCUCAAACUCAUUUCUCCGUCUCUUGUUUCGUUUUCGUAUAAAAUUCGUGCAAAAUUCGCAAAUUUUCGGUUUAAACGCAUAAUUAUCGAAAUAACCGUUUGGCACUUUGUUUCCACCAAAUCCGCAAUACCCCAAAUCCUCUAUACAAAAUGAAUUCCGUACAUAUCUAUUGGGACGAAUACAAGGGCGUAAUGAUCGACGAACAGGAGCGCGACAUCUACAUACGCGAUAUACCACAAAAAUGGCUGCCACGCAUUUGUGACUUAAUGGUGGAGAAUUCCUUUCGCACCAAUCGACUCUAUGACCAACUGAAGAUACAUGAUAUUGAAGAUGUUGAAGAAUCGUAUCGACGUUGCGUGAAUCAUGUGCUGCAUAACGAAUGCAGUAUCAUGGUGAUCGACGAGGAGACGAACGAGAUCUACGGCGUAGCGCUACUCAAAUGGAUGUCUAAAGAGUGGCGCUCCUGGACCAUUUGGCUGCAAAUGUUCGACACAUUGCUACUUUUCUCCGAGUUCAUGCUGCUCAGUCGUAUGCUGGUGCUCAAGUACGACGAAGAACAUCCAGAGCAUGAACCGAAUAGUUUACACCUUUUCGAGUAUUAUUUGCAUCCAACGCUUAAUGACGACCCGGUCUUUAUGCACAAAUUCUUCUAUAGCAUUUUGGAAGUGGCGCGUCACAUGUUGAUGCCACGUGUCUCAUUUGUUGCCGCGUUGUUGGAGCAACAGCAACAAGCUGAAGCGUUCGGGUUUCAUCCGCUCUCACACCUCAUCUAUUCACUGGUAGAAGACGAUGGUGUGCGCACCUUUCAGUCGUUGCGUGACAUUGGUGAAAUGUAUAUGGUGUUGUAUGAGUACCCGGUUGAGCCGAUAAUACCCUUCUAUAACAUGCCACCACCGCAUCCGUACGAUGAGGAGGAUCGUUUGAAGCACGAGCCACAUACAAAGCUUGAUGGCGAAGAUAACGCUCUAUCAGAAAUGGAUUCAACUCGACGCUCUCUUUCCAAGUUGGUUAUAAAGUAACGUGUUUUGAAAUAUAACUAUGGAAAUGUAGUUGCUUUAAAUUGUAAUCCUAAUGGUUGCCAUGUCUAAAGUUGUAAAUUGUGGUGAAUAAAAAUUUAUAGCUCAGAAA
Messenger RNA from Zeugodacus cucurbitae (melon fly), 1218 nucleotides. RefSeq lists its product as uncharacterized. NCBI's taxonomy places the organism in Eukaryota, Metazoa, Arthropoda, Insecta, Diptera, Tephritidae. The transcript has a single exon. The coding region runs from base 240 to 1109 and encodes 289 amino acids. The record is from RefSeq and is a predicted model, not a curated record.